UUGCGUGCACUUCAAUAACCUCGGCCGAGACGUGCUUUCAACAAAUUUAGUGUGAAAAAAAAGUGUAAAAUUGGAUUUUAUUUUAUUUCAAAAUAAAAUCAAGCAAUUCGAAAACAAUUGAUUAGAGUAAUUCAUUUUCAUUAGUAAACGCAGAGAGACACCGACAUCGAUGUCUCCGCAAUUAGAGAAUGCUUAAGUUACCAAAAGGCUUAAAAAAGAAAAAGAAGAAGUCGAAAAAGGAUCAAGAACUCUUCACAGAAGAGGAACUCGAACAAUAUAAGCGCGAUUUACGGGCUAAGCAGGAGGCAGCCGCUGCUAAAUCGGACGCUGGUGAAUCGGACGCAGCAUCAGACGUUGAGGGUUUAGCACCAACUGCAGCAUCCACUUCCAACGCAGCUCCGGCACAAACUGAAACAACUGCUGGGACUACUAACACCGAUACAAGCGCUAACGGCGCAGCAGCGCCAACAGCAGCUGCCAAGAGUGCCGGAGAGGACGAGGAGUGGGCUAAAUUUAAGGCGCUUACAUCCGGUGUUGAUACUAUAUUACACAAAACUCAAGACGAGUUAGAUCGUAUCAAAAAAGAAUCAUUUUAUCAACGCUUACCAUCAGCGGCAGAGAAGAAACGUCUCGAGGAAGAGGAAGCCGCACGCCGUGAGGCAGAGCGUUUAGAGGAGGAACGUCGUAAAGCAGCCGAGCUAGAAGCGCAGCGUGAUAAACUAGCUGAAGCUGUUGUAGAGUUAUCCGAAUCGGAUGGUGAGCAGGACGAAGAGAUCGAUGAUAUCUUCGCUACCGACUAUAUAGAAGCUAUAACUAGUGGUGAAGUACAGUUAGCUGUUGUUCCCGAAUCGCCUGUAUUAGAUUUGGACGACGGUCCAGAUCCGUUUGAUACCGCUUACGCUGAAAAAGUUAUCGUUGGUGCAGAUAAGGCUAAAGGCAAUAAGAAACUUGUAAGUCUUGGCGCUGCGGUCGAGGUCCUUUCGGGACGUGUUGACCGUGAGCACGCACUUGCGCUUGCCAAACCCAAGCGCAAGCUACGGAAAGGCAUACAAAAUCUAUUGCUUAGCGAGAGUAUCGAUCUUGCCGACCAGGAAGUUGAAAUAGUCGCGGCAGAACCACAGAAGAAUUUACUCGACGAAUUAGUCGACGACGUACCCGAGCCAGAUGCUCCGAUUGAUUUAAGUGUCUCACUGCAUUUGCACUUGAUACAACACAAGAAACAGGAAGAAGACGAAGAGGAGGAAGAAGAAAACGGUGCAGGUCUGCCGGAUUUAUCCGAGUUUGAUACUCUUAAAGACGACGAUGAUGAUGAAUUUGCUGAAUUAGCUGCAGAAUCAUUGACAAAGAAAGAAGAAGUAAAAGUAAUCACACAGAUACCAAUUCCCCAACCGGAAGCACUCUCAGAAGUUGUUGACGCUGAUUGGGCAGAGUUUGAGCAAACAGUAGAGGAAGAGUCACAAGCCGCAGUAGGACCCGACGGCAAGGCCAAGCCCGCACGUCCACCGCCGCCUGCUCGGCCCACUUCAGGCCCACAUUUAAUACCCGGUGCCAUUUACGUGAGUGACGACGAAGAAGAUUUCGCUGCAGACGAUCCAUUCAAUACCGCUUACGCUGAGCAAGUUAUCAAAAAGACUACCGUACUCGAGGAAGACGACGACUUCGAUCCAAGGGCUGAAGAAAAAUCAGCACCACCGGUGAAACCACCACCACCAGCGGCAAGUUUAUUAUCACAACCAACACGCGAUCUCUUGGGCGGCAGUGCCACCGAUUUAUCCAAGGUUGGUCCGGCUCCUAUAGCGCCGACACAAGAAACCGAAGAGGAACCAGCGGAUUUCGAUCCAUUCGAUACCUCAGCGGUUAGUGCCAUCGUUCAACCAAAGGCGACAGAGUUAAAGUUUUUGGAGCGUGAACUUUUGCCUGAAAGUAAUCUCAAGCAUUCACUCAGUGAUCCAGACUUUGAUCCACGUGCAGACGAGCCGACAGUCACCGCCGCUGCAACAAGUACUGCAAAGCCGCCGGCCCGACCGGCCGCACCCAUUGUGCAAACACAAUACACUACUCCAACCGUUGACUUUGAUACUGCACGUCGCAAGUCUUCCUUAAGUUUGAAUAUUCAAUCUAAAAGUGUUGGAUUCUUAGUGCCAACACAAGAUUUGCUCGGUGCUUCGAAUGACGGUCACGGCAAUAAAAAGCCACUGACACCUUAUUACGCACCAAGCGGCGCACCGGAGAAAAUCUGUGAGAAAGACUCUGAAGAUCCCUUCGACACAUCCUAUGUACCAGAGGCGAAACCCAGCGAGGUUGAGUUAAAACAUCUUGAGCAGGAUUUAUUAACUAAAAAUACACUAAAACAUAGUAUAUCCGAUCCUGAUUUCGAUCCACGUGCACCACCAACGCCGGUGCCUGCGGAAGAGCUCUUAGCCGUAAAGGAAGAUAUUAAAGCGAAAGUUUUAACGCCAUCUCAAGAGAGUAAGGAUAUACCAGACGACACAGCUGAAUAUAUAGAUCCAUUCGAUACAUCCAUUGCGUCUAACCUACAACCAGGCAAAGCAGAGUUAAAGCUAUUAGAGAGUGAACUUUUGCCUCCCACAGUACCAGAGAUAACCACUGGUGUGCUCGAUACACAGACAGACGCGCAGGAACUCGGUCUGGGCGAUAAAGUUCUCACACCCUCUGUGCCCGUAAAACAAAUUACACUUCCCGAGGAGGUUGAUCCGUUCGAUACUUCUAUUGCCGAAAAUCUAGCACCUGGCGCUACAGAAAUCAAGUUGCUUGAGAGUGAAUUAAUUGAACGUUAAGUCUUUACGAAAAUCCAAGA
Molecule: messenger RNA, 2818 nt
Organism: Ceratitis capitata (Mediterranean fruit fly)
Lineage: Eukaryota; Metazoa; Arthropoda; Insecta; Diptera; Tephritidae
Product: protein stoned-A
Exons: 3
Coding region: 189-2798 (869 amino acids)
Source: RefSeq, a predicted model, not a curated record